AUGACGCUGCUGAGUGAGGAUGAUAUAGCAGAGACGCUAGCUGUGACUGCAUCGUCAGGAUUUCAUGCUUACAGCUCUGGAUCAAAGUCGUCGGACAAGUUGUCAAAGUUAGAAGUGGAACAAGAACACAAAACGCAAACUUUCUUUGGAAAGGUCAGAGAGUUCCUCAGAAUACAAUUAUUUGGUUACCCCAACGAGUUGGAAAACUAUAUUCUAGAAAAUGAGCCAAAUGAUUGUGCAUUAAUUGCAAAGUAUCGACAAACCACAGAUAUUGAUUUAAGCGAAGAGCCGACAUUGUCAAUUGAUAAACUCACGUUAAAUACCUUGCACAUCCCUCAUCCACUCGAGAAUUUUAUGAGGAAUGAAACUCACCAACAAGUUGGCGCAGACGUAUUAGAAAAAGUAAAUGAUGAAUUGAAAGAGAGUCCUAUUUUAGUUUUCAUUCAUGGUUUGGGUGGGCAAAUGUCACAAUUUGAGCCUUUAAUGGGGUUGCUAUCUCAAUGUGCCGAAAUUGUGUCGUUGGAUUUACCGGGCUUUGGUAAUUCCAAGGCGGUUGAUAGCCAUCACAAAUCCAUAUUCAGCAUGAGUGAAACAGAGCUGAAUCGUGUCUCCUUCUCCAUAAACAGAAUGGCAUGGGAAGACUUCCUGGCCAAUAAUAUUGUCAACAUUGUUCAUGCCUUUCUACGGCAACAAAUUCCAGAAAAGAAGGUCAUUUUAAUUGGCCACUCUAUGGGUACUCACAUUGCAGUAAGAGUAGCGAAGAAAUUACCACAGCACAAAGUUGAAGGUUUGAUUCUUCUUUCGCCUCCAGAUGUAGUUGAUGAUUCAGCACCAGGGCUGCUGGACUUGGAAAUAGGGGGAUUGUCAUGGCUUUUUAGACUUUUUGUCUAUCUUCCAUUUUUGUUUAAUUUGUUUCGAACUUGGGAUAGACUUCCUGGAUUGCAGAGCAAGAGUGUGCGUCGACAAUUACCAAAAAACAGCCUGUUGUAUAAUAGACUUCGGCAAUUUCGUUGGAACUUGGAUAUCGAUUCGCCAACUUUGUUAAAGUAUGUCUAUGGGUUUAAGAAGAUCACGACAUCUGACUUUGUCGUGGCAAUCAAUAAAUUCAAUAACAACAAAAGUGAUGAUCGUGCUUAUGAAAAGACGUUGUUGGUAUGUGGGUCUGAAGACCAUGUUACUAGUGUUAAACAUAUCCAUCACAUUGAUAACUUUUUAACAAAAACCUUUGGUCGAAAAAUUUCAUCAGCGAUAGAGGUCAAAGAAGCAGGGCAUUCGUUAUUGCUAGCAAAGCCAGAGCUAACAAGUGGUCUGAUCUUAAAUCAUAUAGAAACAAAGCUACCAAGACGAUUGAAUCUAUCCCCAGCUUGGGUGUUGAAAGUUAAGGCGCUUAUAUCAGGGGACAAAUGGGGGUUGAAAAACGAAGAAAAGUGGCUCAACUUGAAACCGAUUUCCGAUAAUAUAACGAGGAGUAAUGAGAUUGCGCCAUUGUUGGGAAUGAAGACACUAAGAGAAGGAGAUGCUGUUCAUUCGCCAGGAGUAGUCGAGUCGUCUUAUUAUGAACAUGAAGAUAAUUUCAAGGGUAGGCUAAUUGCUAUCAUUGACAUUUCUUCUGAUAUACCGCCAUACAAUCCUCAAUCGUUCAAACACAUACGAUAUUACAAAUGUGCGACGGUGUCUAAAGUUGUCCCUGACCAAGCAUCUAUUCAUAGAUUUAUCAACUUGGUUAAGGAGAUUUUGGACAGAUCAGAUGAAAAGCAUCCUCUUAUUGGGGUACAUUGUCACUACGGAUUCAAUAGAACCGGGUUUUUGAUUUGUUGUUAUUUAAUUGAGGUAUUAGGAUGGACAGUAAAGGAAGCAGUCGAAGGGUUUAAACUUGCGAAGCCCCCCGGAAUCAAACACCCUCAUUUUAUAGAUGCCUUAUACGUUAGAUAUGAUACUUAG
Molecule: messenger RNA, 1941 nt
Organism: Lodderomyces orthopsilosis Co 90-125
Lineage: Eukaryota; Fungi; Ascomycota; Pichiomycetes; Serinales; Debaryomycetaceae
Product: triacylglycerol lipase
Exons: 1
Coding region: 1-1941 (646 amino acids)
Biological process (GO): protein dephosphorylation
Molecular function (GO): protein tyrosine/serine/threonine phosphatase activity
Source: RefSeq, a predicted model, not a curated record